This is a messenger RNA of Cladocopium goreaui, 1152 nucleotides long. Lineage: Eukaryota; Dinophyceae; Suessiales; Symbiodiniaceae. The record is from the annotation of a GenBank genome assembly.
GAGCCAGCUGCUAGGCUUCCAAGCGCGACAUGACAACUGAUGAAGUCAAAAAUGAGAUUGACGCCAAGGUGAAGGAGCUGUUUGAGACAAGCGACCCAGAAACAUACGGAGAAUUCACUUUCUUUUUGGUGAUGCACGAAGAGCACUACUCAGGCUUGGCCAAGGUCAAAGAUGUGCCUGCAGCGUUACGCGCUUAUGUCAAGAAAGCACUUCGCGUGACAGACAUGCCAAUGGAGGAGGGGGAAGUCCUUACACCAGACGAGGCGGAGAUGAUGUUGAAUGAGUGUAGAGAUCGCUGGGGCACAGAGAUUCAGCGUCUUGAAGAUGCAGGAAUUGUCAGCAGUGCCAUGUUGCAAGGGAUGAAGAGCGCACAAACAAGCCUGGUUCCCGCUGCCACAGCAGCUGGUUCAGCUGCAAUCAGGUUGUCGGCUGCUGCUAUCAAUGUAGCUGCCCGCCACACGUUUGUUGCGGUAGUGUAUAGGGUCGGCAGUGUGGCAACCGCGGCCUCAGGAGACAUUUUUGGAUCAAUCUUCCUUUCCAUAGUCGCUGAUGGUGCUGAGAUUGCAUCUCUUGCCAGUCGGCAGUUGGCGCAGAGAAUGCAGAACGUGUCAACUGUAUGCACAUGGGCUUCCAGAGCAGGCACGGUACUUACAGUGGGCAUGCUCGGAUACGAGCUCUAUUCCAACAUUCGGAUGUACUGGAAGGGGGAGAUCGAUGGCUACAAAUGUGCCGAGAACUUGGCAAGUUCCUUUGGUGCGGCUGCUGCAGGAUUUGCAGGUGGUGCUGGAGCCGUAGCUUUGUGCGCUGGGGCUGGUCCGUGGGGUCUGAUUUUUGCAGGUCUUGCAGGUGGAGUACUUGCAAGUGGACUCACAACCAUGGGAGUGAAGUCCUUAUUCCAGAGCCUGUUUGGCACAGACCGAGACAGGGCUUUGGAGAAAGCUUACGCGACCCUGGAGUUGAAGCAAGGAGCAUCGCCUCAUGAAGUUCGCCAUGCCUACCUCACUCUUGCAAAGAAAGCACAUCCUGACAAAGGUGGAAACCGAGAGGACUUCAUCAAAAUCAAUUCCGCCUACGAACUGAUCCGGGCAUCCGUCCUUUCUUAGUAGACAGGCUUUGUUCGAUAGGUUUGGCAUGUGCGGGGUAUGGCAAAAU